Messenger RNA from Penicillium chermesinum, 450 nucleotides. Its product is annotated as putative GPI anchored protein. Gene Ontology annotation, molecular function: structural constituent of cell wall. The record is from RefSeq and is a predicted model, not a curated record. Gene Ontology annotation, biological process: fungal-type cell wall organization. The transcript is spliced from 3 exons. NCBI's taxonomy places the organism in Eukaryota, Fungi, Ascomycota, Eurotiomycetes, Eurotiales, Aspergillaceae. Gene Ontology annotation, cellular component: fungal-type cell wall. Bases 1 to 450 code for a protein of 149 amino acids.
AUGCGUUUCUCUCUCGCUGCUGUUGCUUUCGCCGUUGGCGCCGUUGCCUCCCAGGCUGUCACUGAAACCCUCACUGACUACACCACCUACUGCCCUGAGGCUACUACUAUCUCCUACGGUAGCCACACCUACAGCAUCUCUACCCCCGGCCACAUUACUCUGACAAACGGCCCUUACACUGUCACUCGUCCUCUGAUCACCCAGACCGUGACCCAGUGCAACAAGUGCUCUUCCUCUACUCCCAUUCCCACUACUCCUGUCUCCAUCCCCGUCUCUAUCCCCGCCGGCUCCGCCACCUCCACCCCUCUGAUUCCCAGCGGUGCCGGUCCCACCGGUGUGCCCCCUGCCGCCUCGUCGCAGCCCGCCUUCAACGCGGGUGCCGUCAAUGCUGCUACUGGCGCCGGUGCCGGUCUGGCCGCUGUCUUCGGUGUCGCCGCUCUCUUGCUGUAA